Thyridium curvatum is the source of this 441-nucleotide messenger RNA. RefSeq lists its product as uncharacterized. The record is from RefSeq and is a predicted model, not a curated record. Lineage: Eukaryota; Fungi; Ascomycota; Sordariomycetes; Thyridiales; Thyridiaceae. Gene Ontology annotation, cellular component: cytoplasm. The coding region runs from base 1 to 441 and encodes 146 amino acids. Gene Ontology annotation, biological process: NADPH regeneration. Gene Ontology annotation, molecular function: oxidoreductase activity. The transcript is spliced from 3 exons.
AUGUAUGGCAACUUCUCAAUCAAGAACCUGGCCACGUACGUUCGCCCCGCCCUUUUGGCUAGAAAGCAUGUUCUAUCCGAGAAGCCAGCAGUAGGAGAGAAUGUCAAGGACUCAGUCGCACUGAUCAAGUGGCACGACAGCUUUGGUCUGAUACCCAGCACCGUCCAUUGGUACCAGCCUUGGCCAGAUACCGAGUGGCGCAACCAACCAACCCAUCAAGGUGGUUUCCUCCUUGACGGUGGAGUGCACUACAUGGCCGGGCUGCGAGACCUUCUUGCAUCGCAGCCAAGAAACGAGAUCGCCCGAGUAUCAGCUUUCACCAUCCAACUGCAGGAGCACCUGCCUCCUGUGGACGCUACCAAUGUCGUCAUAAGGACAAAGUCUGACAUCACGGGCAGCUUUCAGAUCUCGGUUAGGACCACACUACGCGAGGACUCGUAG